AUGCCUUUCUUGGGGGGCUCUGGGGGAGAAACUUACUCUUCUGAAGUGUCUGUACCUGUGCUCAGUCGCAUCUCUUUGCGACCCCCAGGGACUGCAGCCCCCCAGGCUCAGCUGUCCAUGGAAUUUUCCAGACAAGAAGGCCAGACAGGUUGCCACUUCCUACUCCAGGAGAUCUUCCCAACCCAGGGAUCAAACCCUUGUCCCUUGCAUCUCCUGCAUUGGCAGGCUAAUUCUUUACCACUGUGCCACCUAGAUGUUGCUGGCAGUUCUGGGUGUUCCUCAGGCUGUGGAUACAUCUCUCCAGCAUUCCAUGAAGUUUUCUCUGUGUGUCUUUUCCCUUCUUACAAAGACACCGUUUACCUUGGAUUAGGGCUCACACUUCACCUCAUCUUAACUUGA
This is a messenger RNA of Rangifer tarandus platyrhynchus (Svalbard reindeer), 399 nucleotides long. The record is from the annotation of a GenBank genome assembly. NCBI's taxonomy places the organism in Eukaryota, Metazoa, Chordata, Mammalia, Artiodactyla, Cervidae.